CGAAAGCCAUCCUGAGAUUCUCCAAGAUCUUCGUAAGACACCAUAGGUGGUUCAUAACUAGUGGUUCGGUUUUCAGUAUUUAACUCGUCUUGGUUUUUCUUGUUCUUUGUAUCCUAAGCCUGUAAGAAGGCAAAAUGGCCUCCCCACUCUCCGCAAUUGGGUUUGAAGGCUAUGAAAAGCGGCUUGAAAUAGUUUUUUCCGACCCUGGCAUCUUUGCCGACCCUCUAGGCAAGGGUCUACGUUCUUUAUCGAGAAACCAAUUGGAUGAAAUCCUCGCACCAGCUGAGUGCACUAUUGUUGGCUCGUUGUCGAAUGAGCUUGUUGAUUCCUAUGUGCUAUCAGAAUCCAGUCUCUUUGUGUACCCUUACAAGAUUAUCAUUAAAACCUGCGGGACUACAAAAUUGCUUCUUUCUAUUCCUCCUAUACUGGAGUUGGCAAAUGCAAUUUCCCUUUCUGUGAGGUCCGUGAAGUACACUCGUGGUAACUUCAUAUUUCCUGGCGCGCAGACAUUUCCACAUCGUAGUUUUUUUGAAGAGGUUUCUGUGCUUGACAGCUACUUUUGCAAGCUUGGUUUAGCCAGCAAGGCAUACCUAAUGGGUAGAGCUGAAACAAAGAAAUGGCAUGUUUACACAGCUUCCGCUGAACCAGCAAAACACUCCGACACACUCUACACUCUUGAGAUGUGCAUGACUGGUUUAGACAGAACAAGGGCAUCAGUAUUCUACAGCACUCAAUCAAGCUCUGCAGUUGAAAUGACCGAAGAAUCUGGUAUUAGGAGAAUCCUUCCAGAUUCCAAGAUAUGUGAUUUUCAGUUCGACCCUUGUGGUUACUCAAUGAAUGCUAUCGAAGGUGAUGCAGUUUCUACAAUUCAUGUUACGCCUGAAGAUGGCUUCAGCUAUGCUAGCUUCGAAGCCAUGGGCUACAACUUCAAAGUUCUGAAACUGAACCACCUGCUCGAGAGGGUGCUGACUUGCUUUGAGCCAACUGAGUUUUCUGUUGCUCUGCGUACUGAUGGAGAGGGGCACGACAUUGGUAUCCACAUUACUCCAGAUGUUCAGGGAUAUAGCUGUGAAGAGAAGUCAUACCAAGUGCUUGGUAAGAAUGAAUCAAUCAUAUACCUUAGCUUUACGCAGGUUUCGGGCUGUGCAUCUCCGACAUCGACUCUACAUUGCUGCUGGAGUGAGAUCGAUAAGGAGGAAGCUGUGAAAUAGUCGAUUAACUCUACAAUGCCGCCGGAGUGAGAUUGUUAAGGAGGAAGUUGUGAAAUAGGUCUGAAUGAUGAUGCUGGUUUUAAAUACUCUGUGUGUGUAUAGAAAUAAAGGUCUUGCUUAUCUUGCUUCAGGCAAGAGUAAUGUAAGCUUAUGUUUUGUUGUUCUUUGAGUGAUUUCUCAUGUAUGUUAUACUGCUGUGUUUUACUAUAAAUAAAUAUGUUAUGCUGGUA
Daucus carota subsp. sativus is the source of this 1441-nucleotide messenger RNA. RefSeq names its product S-adenosylmethionine decarboxylase proenzyme. The transcript has a single exon. The record is from RefSeq and is a predicted model, not a curated record. Gene Ontology annotation, molecular function: adenosylmethionine decarboxylase activity. Bases 135 to 1211 code for a protein of 358 amino acids. Gene Ontology annotation, biological process: spermine biosynthetic process; spermidine biosynthetic process. Gene Ontology annotation, cellular component: cytosol. NCBI's taxonomy places the organism in Eukaryota, Viridiplantae, Streptophyta, Magnoliopsida, Apiales, Apiaceae.